Messenger RNA from Dichotomopilus funicola, 966 nucleotides. RefSeq lists its product as uncharacterized. Gene Ontology annotation, biological process: regulation of transcription by RNA polymerase II. Gene Ontology annotation, molecular function: RNA polymerase II cis-regulatory region sequence-specific DNA binding; DNA-binding transcription factor activity, RNA polymerase II-specific. The record is from RefSeq and is a predicted model, not a curated record. The transcript has a single exon. Lineage: Eukaryota; Fungi; Ascomycota; Sordariomycetes; Sordariales; Chaetomiaceae. Bases 1 to 966 code for a protein of 321 amino acids.
AUGCCCCCUCGCUUUGAGACGCGUGAUGCCGCUGGGCGUCGGGUAUCACUCUUGAACGAUGAGGCACCUCGCACAAGCCACCCCCUUCCAAGCCUUGCCGACGUCCAGGCAGCGCAAGUACCACGAACCUCACCAACACCCGCGACUCCCGAGCUGCUCCGGUCCUCCUCCUACGACUCUCACAUGAACCCCACGGAGCCCGUCUCCCCGCUGACUCCGCUGUACGAGCCGGGCUAUCGCCCAUUCCCACAAUCGCAAACAGACCACCGCCCCCGAUAUGACGAGUACUACCAGGAAGAGGCGCCUAUGCAGGCCAGGCUUAAACGGCAGCCCAGCACUCUUAGUGACGGGCGACCCGUCUACGAGGAUGAUUUGAUUCCCCCUCCCGUCCCCAGGCGGUCCAAUGUCGCCCCCUCCUCUGGCGGCGACCGGUCCGAAAAGCGAUUCCCUUGCCGUUUCCGGGAGACGCUUGGCUGUGAGAAGACGUUCACAACCUCGGGCCAUGCCUCGCGGCACGCCAAGAUCCACACGGCGGAGAAGAGCGUCCCUUGCACCUGGCCUGGCUGCAACAAGAAGUUCACUCGCGCCGACAACAUGAAGCAGCAUGUCGAGACUCACAACAAGCCGCGGUCCUCGGUCUCGCGGCCUGCCUUCCUAAACAACCGUCGGUCCUCCUCGUCCAUCCAGACGCUGCCCUCGCCGACAUCCAACCACUCGGCCCCGAAUCGCAGCCGAGCGAUCGCAGCAGGAGUGACAAAGACGACAACAGGCGGGCGGUCUGGUCGAUCGAUUAAGGCCGCCUCCAUGAGUCCCACCCUGAGAAACGCUUGGGACCUGCGCGUCCUUGAGUCCGGUUUGCAACCGCACUCGCCCGAGGUUGACGCUGCAGCCCCCAUGCCCACAAAUCUCGACACUCUCGCGACAGCGGCAUUACAGCAGAUUGGGUCGUCAGACCAACAACCCUGA